Messenger RNA from Corylus avellana, 2726 nucleotides. NCBI's taxonomy places the organism in Eukaryota, Viridiplantae, Streptophyta, Magnoliopsida, Fagales, Betulaceae. The record is from RefSeq and is a predicted model, not a curated record.
GAUUUAUUUAUUUUUUAGCCUUUUACAAAAUUAUUAAGGUUCACCAUAGUAUCAUUUAUUCUGAAAUCAAGGUUCACCAUAGUAUUAUUUAUUACUGAGUUUGAUACAUAAUUAUUGUUGUUCCUGGCAUUAUAUAUAUAUAUAUAUAUAUAUUGUCUGAGUAGUAGUAGUUUCGGUUAUUUGUUAUAUCAUAGAGGAUGUGGAAGUUGAAGAUAGCCGAAGGAGGGCCAGGGCUGGUCACCGGAAACAAUUUCAUCGGCCGGCAACACUGGGAAUUCGACCCUAAUGCCGGCACUCCCGACGAACGUGCUCAAGUUGAGAAGGCCCGCCACGAGUUCAAGAAAAAUCGGUUUCGGCUGAAACAGAGCGCUGAUCUUUUGAUGAGGAUGCAGCUUAGGAAGGAGAACCCAUGUCCACCAAUUCCAGCGCCCGUGGAAGUAAAAGAAACAGAGGUGAUAACAGAGGAAGCAGUGGUUACUACAAUGAGAAGAGCACUGAGCUUUUAUUCCUCCAUUCAAGCCCAUGAUGGCCACUGGCCUACUGAAUCUGCUGGCCCCUUGUUUUUCCUGCAACCCUUUGUAAUGGCAUUAUACAUCACUGGAGGCCUCAAUGCUAUAUUUUCACCAGCACACCAGAAGGAAAUUAUUCGAUACUUAUAUAAUCAUCAGAACGAAGAUGGAGGUUGGGGCUUCCAUAUAGAGGGUCACAGCACAAUGUUUGGGUCAGCAUUGAGCUACAUUGCCUUGAGAAUACUUGGAGAGGGACCUGAAGAUGGUGAAGAUGGGGCAAUGGCUAGAGGCCGGAAAUGGAUCCUUGACCAUGGUGGUUUAGUGGCUAUUCCUUCAUGGGGAAAGUUUUGGGUCACGGUAUUGGGAGUGUAUGAGUGGUCAGGCUGCAAUCCACUACCCCCAGAGUUCUGGCUUCUUCCUAAAAUCUUCCCCAUGCAUCCAGGCAAAAUGUUAUGCUAUUGUCGCUUGGUUUACAUGCCAAUGUCUUAUUUAUAUGGGAAGAGGUUUGUUGGUCCAAUCACUGGAUUGAUUCAAUCACUAAGACAAGAGUUAUAUAAUGAGGCUUACCAUCAAAUUAACUGGAAUAAAGCCCGGAAUACAAUUGCAAAGGAGGAUCUCUACUAUACGCAUCCCCUCAUACAAGAUAUUCUAUGGGGAUUUCUUCACCAUGUAGUCGAGCCUAUCCUGAGCUAUUGGCCAUUUUCAAUGAUGAGAGAGAAAGCACUCAAAGCUGCAAUUGGUCAUGUGCAUUAUGAGGAUGAGAACAGCAGAUACCUUUGCAUUGGAAGCGUUGAAAAGGUACUAUGUUUGAUUGCCUGUUGGGCUGAAGAUCCAAAUGGGGAGGCAUACAAGCUUCAUCUAGGCAGGAUUCCAGACAACUAUUGGGUUGCUGAAGAUGGCUUAAAAAUUCAGAGUUUCGGCUCUCAGAUGUGGGAUGCGGGUUUUGCUAUUCAAGCAAUUCUCUCUUGUAAUCUAAACGAAGAGUAUUGGUCAACCCUUCGUAAAGCACAUGAAUUUGUAAAGGCUUCACAGGUCCUAGAAAACGCUUCUGGGGACUUCAAAGCUAUGUAUCGCCACAUAAGCAAAGGAGCAUGGACAUUUUCCAUGCAGGACCAUGGCUGGCAAGUCUCUGACUGCACUGCUGAAGGGCUGAAGGUUGCAAUCUUGUUCUCACAAAUGCCUCCGGACCUUGUUGGGGAAAAAAUGGAGAUACAGCACCAUUCUUUCUCUACAAGUCAAGUCAUUCUCUCACUUCAGAGUAAUAAUGGUGGCUUCCCAGCAUGGGAGACUCAAAGAGCAUAUGCUUGGUUGGAGAAGUUCAACCCCACAGAGUUCUUUGAAGAUACCCUUAUUGAGAGAGAGUACGUAGAGUGCACUUCAUCUGCAGUUCAAGCUCUGGUACUCUUUAGGAAGCUCUAUCCCAAGCACCGGAGGACAGAGAUAGACAGUAGCAUUUCCAGGGGAAUUCAAUACAUUGAAGACGUCCAAGAACUUGAUGGAUCAUGGUAUGGUUAUUGGGGGAUUUGCUACACCUAUGGUACAUGGUUUGCUGUAGGGGCACUGGCAGCCUGUGGAAGAAGCUACAAAAAUUGUCCUGCAUUGCGCAAAGCUUGUGAAUUUUUGCUAUCAAAACAGCUACCUAAUGGUGGUUGGGGAGAAAGUUACCUAUCAAGCCAAAACAAGGUUUGGACGAAUAUAGAAGGCAAUCGUGCAAAUUUAGUCCAAACCGCGUGGGCCUUGUUGUCCCUCAUUGAGGCUGGGCAGGCCCAGAUAGACCCAACACCAAUUCAUCGUGGAGUAAGAGUAUUAAUCAAUUCACAGAUGGAAGAUGGUGACUUCCCUCAACAGGAAAUCACUGGAGUAUUUAUGAGAAACUGCAUACUAAACUACUCAUCAUAUAGAAACAUUUUCCCGAUAUGGGCUCUUGGAGAAUAUCGGAGGCGAGUUCUAUUUGCAUGAUAGCCUGAAUGCGUAAGCAAAUGAUUGCAUGUUGAACUUCAUGAGCCCAAUUUAGCUUGAAAGAGAAUGGUCUCUCCAAUAAUACAUAUGUAUAACUUUCAUGCAAGUUACCAAAUAAAUGCAGAAAAUUCUCUACUUCUUGAAAGAUGUAAAUUAUGUCAUAAUUAGUUUGACGUGAGACAAACAGCAACUCAAUCAUGUAAUGCAAUAUAAUAUAUAUUAAUAUAUGUGAGUGUUAAAUGUGCAAUAUCAUUCAAU